GAUGCGGGGAAAGCCCUCGCGAUCUCUCCUCCGCCGUUUACUCGAGCAGUCGUCUCUUCUUCUUCUUCCUCGCUCUCCCGCGUUCUUCCAUUCCCAUGAUCGUCUCAGAUGUCAUGGUUGUCGGCCACCGAGGAAGUGCCACCAGGUUUGGCUCUCGUACCCCUUCUCAACUUGUUGUGCUUCAAAGCCUAGAUCGAUUCCAUCCCCAAAUGCGGCGAACAGUGUUAGGAGUGGCAGUGGUGAGGUUGAAUUGGGACCGAUAUUGCAUAUCGGUAUCGGGAAAUCUGUUCUCUCUAGGUGUUCUUUCCUGUGGGCGAAAAAAACUGACACCUUUGUGGAGGAAUCGUCUUUGCAAGACAUCCUCAAGGUAUAUGGAGAUCUGGCCCCUGAGAGAACUCGCCGUUUCUGGAGAGCUUCGGAACUGAGACCUGCAGAUUUCCUUGAAAUUCUUCUGGGUUUUGGAGAUGGCGAUUUGAGUUUGAGACAGGUUGAUUUUUUGUGGAAGUUGUUCAGAUGGGCUGAGAGACAGACUCCAGGUUUUAAUCACCUUCCCAGGUCUUAUGAAGCCAUGGUUUUGUUUCUCACGGGAGCUCACAAAUAUGAAGAUGCAGAAUCCUUACUUCUAGAAGCUGAAUCAAACGAGAUUUGGUUUAACUCUGUCCCACUGUUUAGCAUCAUAAUUCAAGGCUAUGCUGAAUAUGGAAAAUCAGAGAAGUCAUUGGCUCUGUUCGACAAAGUCAGAGAGAGGGGUAUAAUACCAUCGCCAUCAACUUAUCAAGCUCUUUUAAGCCUUUUUACAAAACAUAAGAAAAUUGAGUUGGCUACAAAAGUGUAUUGGGAUAUGGUUGAGGUUGGUUUAGCAUCAUAUUCUGAAGACUGCAUCCUGAAUACCAUUGUUGAUGGACUGACAAAUAGCAACAAAAUCCUUGAGGCCUUAACCUUGCUCAGGAAGCUGAGGAGUUUGGGUAUCACAGCGAGCAAUUCCGCUCUUUCAUCAGUUGCUUUAGGAUUCUGCAAAAAGAAGGAUUUUGAAGAUAUGAUAACCUUUCUAGAUGAGUGGAGGCAUGCUCCUGAAAUUUGUAUUUGCAACAAAAUAAUUUCUUCAUUGUGCUUAGGUAUGGGAGCACAACAAUCAUGGUCCUUCGUGCAAAGAAUGGAACACUUUGGCUUCAAGCCAGAUUCGACUACCUUUAGUAUCCUUGCUUAUCAUAGUUGUAGGAACAGAAAGCUGAAGGAUGGAUUUGUUUCUCUCUCAGAAUGCUUGUCCAGAGGUUUAGCACCGAAUACCUACAUUUAUAAUGCCCUUAUUAGUGGGAUCUUUAAGAAGGGAUUGCAUAGACAUGCUAAAGAUAUCUUUGAGGACAUGCUAGAAAGAGGUAUAAUGCCAAAUCAUAUGACAUUCAGAAUUUUGUUGGCUGGCUAUUGUAAAUUUAGAAAAUUUGACAAAGUUAAAGAGGUCCUCUCCGAUAUGAAGAAUCGCUGCUUGAUUUCUCUGGAUCCCCUAGAUGAUACACUCUCUAAGGCCUUAAUGUUUCUAGGACUUGAUCGCUUGGAUGUAAAAGUAAAGCGAGAUAAUAAUGUUGGAAUUUCUCGAUCUGAAUUCUUUGACUGUCUUGGCAACGGAUUAUAUUUAGAUACUGAUAUAGAGGAUUAUGAAACUUCCUUGGAAAGGAUCCUUGAUGACUCUAUAUUUCCUGAUUUUGAUUAUUGUUUAAUGCGGAAAAAUGACAAUGUUGAUUUACAGAUCGCACUUGGAGUAAAAGAUGAAUUAAUCCAAUGGGGACAGAACCUUUCAUAUUCUACCUAUGCUAAUUUAUUAAGAUGCCUUGCUGCUAGCCAAGACCACCUAAAACAAGCUGUUGGUCUGCUUCGUGAUAUGCCAGACUUAUUUGAACAGCUUGAUGGUGAAACUCUUAAUUUGCUCCUGCAAAUGCUCAGCAAAAAUGGAAUGGUAGACACUGCAAUGUUUAUUUUAAGGAGGAUGUUUAACAGAGAUGUGAUGGUGGAGAGUCAAUCUUUUAUGAUGCUCAUUGUUGGAGUAUGCAAAGAAAGGGACAUUGAUGGACUCAAAGAAUGCUGCAACCUUAUUCUAAAAUGCUCGUGGUCACCAGAAUCCAAGAGCAUUAAGCCUCUUUUCAACUCUUUGUGCAAGUGGGGAUUGAUUGAAGAAGUUCUACAGCUUUUUGAUAGGUUAAUUGAGAACUAUCCUGAAAUGGUUUCAUUUUUAUCUAUCAGGCUUCUGAAGGAAUUAUGCAUGACAGGCUAUACAAGUGUUGGUUGUGUGUUGAUGGAGGAACUUUCUCAGAGAACUAUACUCAUGGAUGUCACAGCCUAUCAAUAUCUAGGUAUGGGUUUCUUGAAGGAGAAGCAUCUUUCUGAGUCACUAGGAAUGUUGGACAUAUUACAUAGCAAGAACAUGGCCUUUUCUAUAAAUGUUUACCAGAACUUUGUACGAGUAUUACUUAAGUUUGGCAGAAUUGAUGAAGGAUUUGCUCUUAAGCAAUCUUUGCUGACCAAGAAACCUGACAGUGCUAUUGUUACUUGCAGCAUUCUUCUGAGUGAGUUAUGCAGAACAAGAAAACUGAAUGUUGCUUCAUCUCAAUUGCAAGAGAUGCUUCUGGGUGGAAUAUUUCCAUAUGAUACUGCUUUCAAUGCACUUUUACGAAUGUAUUGCUUGUCAAAUAAUUUACGGGAAGCACGUGGUAUACUUGGUAUCAUGGUAAGAGUACAUGGUAACCUAUCUAUUUUAGGAUACCGGAGUCUUGUAAGGCAGAUGCUCUUGAAUGGUCUGAUGUCUUGUGCUAUCCGACUCAAGGAUCUGAUCCUGCAUAAAGACAGAUCUCUACAACUGUGCUUGUAUAACAUUUUGAUAUUUUAUCUCUUUCAAACAGGUCAGCUAUCAGUUGAAGCACUUAAUACAAUGAUUUACAAGGGCUGGAAGCCCAGCAAUCGGAGCAUGAGAAUAGUCGUGUGUUAUUUAUGCAAGGAUGGCAAACUUGGAAAAGCAUUAGAAUUGAGCAAAGUGAUGGAACAUAAUAAAUGGAAGCAUGGUUCUGUAGUCCAGAACACACUUGCUGUGUCCCUUAUUAGAUGUGGUAGCCUUUCUGAAGCUGAACUUCUCUUGGACAGAUUAGAUAAAAAGGGUCUGAUUCCCAUGAAAAUUGAUUACAAUUCUCUGGUUCUGCAUUUUUGCUUGCACGGUAGAAUAAAGAAAGCAGUUGAACUGCUGAAUGUGAUGCUUAAAAAGGGCAACGUUCCAAGUGACACAAGUUAUAACUCAAUAAUUCUCAGAUUUUGCCAUUGUAAAACAUUUGACCAAGCACUUGAUUUCUUUGUUGAAAUGCUGCAUAAGAACAUUCUGCCUAGUGAGGAGUCUCGUUAUGCUCUAGUGAAUGGUCUUUGUGAGAACGGAAGGACUGAUGAUGCACGGAAUUUACUAAGAAGUAUGCUUCAAUUCAGCCUUCCUCCAACUUACAACAUGUAUAACCGCGUUCUUAAUAGUUUCCGUCUUAGUGACAACCUAGACAAAGCAUCAGAGCUUCUGAAUGAAAUGCAAUUGGCUGGACACUCUCCUAAUUUUGAGACUCAUUGGUCCAUUAUAAGAAAUUUGGAUAUAGAAAGUGACAAUGAUAAUGUUAAGAAUAUUUUAGCUGGUAUACUUUCUGGGAGUCAAGUUCCUGUAAAGAAUUCCAAGAGAAAGGGUUCUUGAUAUUCUAGACUCUCUUGUCCAAUUUAGAAAGUGUAGGAAUCUUCUUCCAUAAAAUCCACUCCAUUAAUCUUCCUUGGGUAUUGAUUUUUUUGUAAUAUAUGAUGCAAGCUAUGAUGAUGGUUCUUUUUAAGUUGGCCAACUAUCCUUUUCAU
Messenger RNA from Zingiber officinale, 3861 nucleotides. Its product is annotated as pentatricopeptide repeat-containing protein At5g15280, mitochondrial-like. The record is from RefSeq and is a predicted model, not a curated record. The transcript has 2 exons. Bases 2 to 3709 code for a protein of 1235 amino acids. Gene Ontology annotation, molecular function: protein binding. NCBI's taxonomy places the organism in Eukaryota, Viridiplantae, Streptophyta, Magnoliopsida, Zingiberales, Zingiberaceae.